CCCACCCCCCGCCCCGGCUCCUCAACACAAACUUUCCGUCCCGCUCGCUCCCUCCUCCGCGCCCGGCGCCUCCCGCUCCAGCCCGGCUCAUUCCGCACAUUCCGGCCGGCCCCCUCCCCACGACCCCCCUUCCCGGCCCCCCGUCGGCUCCGUCGGGCCCGGCGCAGCGGCCCGGCCGGAGCGCCCCCCCGAGCUCGGACCAGGCUCCUGGUGCCCAGUGGACUCAGGCCCAGAGCCCAGAGCAACCAGCACCAUAGCGUCCAACAGCUGGAACGCCAGCAGCAGCCCCGGGGAGGCCCGGGAGGAUGGGCCCGAGGGCCUGGACAAGGGACUGGACAACGAUGCGGAGGGCGUGUGGAGCCCGGACAUCGAGCAGAGCUUCCAGGAGGCCCUGGCCAUCUACCCGCCCUGCGGCCGGCGCAAGAUCAUCCUGUCGGACGAGGGCAAGAUGUACGGUCGCAACGAGUUGAUCGCACGCUACAUUAAACUGAGGACGGGGAAGACUCGGACGAGAAAACAGGUGUCCAGCCACAUACAGGUUCUAGCUCGGAAGAAGGUGCGCGAGUACCAGGUUGGCAUCAAGGUACGUCGGGUGCCGGACUGGGGCCUCCAGCCCCUCCCGGGCCCCUUACCCACGGCGCCUCCAGCACUGUCCGUGCGCGGCUCAGGCCCCUGCCUCAGCUGUCCCUCUGGCCCACUCUGCCUCCUUUCUGGCUGCAGCUCUGUUCUGGCAUCUCCUCCGCUCUCUCCGUUCUUGUUCUCUUCCUUUCUCUCCCCACAGGUCUCUAGCCACUUGCAGGUUCUAGCCAGGCGGAAAUCUCGGGAGAUUCAGUCCAAGCUGAAGGCCAUGAACCUGGACCAGGUCUCCAAGGACAAAGCCCUCCAGAGCAUGGCGUCCAUGUCCUCCGCCCAGAUCGUCUCUGCCAGCGUCCUGCAGAACAAGUUCAGCCCACCCUCGCCCCUGCCCCAAGCCGUCUUCUCCACUUCCUCGCGGUUCUGGAGCAGCCCCGCUCUCCUGGGACAGCAGCCUGGACCCUCUCAGGACAUCAAGCCCUUUGCACAGCCAGCCUACCCCAUCCAGCCGCCCCUGCCGCCGACGCUUGGCAGUUACGAGCCCCUGGCCCCGCUCCCCCCAGCCGCUGCCUCUGUGCCCGUGUGGCAGGACCGCACCAUCGCCUCCUCCCGGCUGCGGCUCCUCGAGUACUCAGCCUUCAUGGAGGUGCAGCGAGACCCCGACACGUACAGCAAACACCUGUUUGUGCACAUCGGCCAGACAAACCCCGCCUUCUCAGACCCGCCCCUGGAGGCAGUUGACGUGCGCCAGAUCUACGACAAGUUCCCUGAGAAAAAGGGGGGACUGAAAGAGCUCUAUGAGAAGGGGCCCCCGAAUGCCUUCUUCCUCGUCAAGUUCUGGGCCGACCUCAACAGCACCAUCCAGGAGGGCCCCGGAGCCUUCUAUGGGGUCAGCUCCCAGUACAGCUCCACCGAUAGCAUGACCAUCAGCGUCUCCACCAAGGUGUGCUCCUUUGGCAAGCAGGUGGUGGAGAAGGUGGAGACCGAGUACGCCAGGCUGGAGAAUGGGCGCUUCGUGUACCGGAUCCACCGCUCGCCCAUGUGCGAGUACAUGAUCAACUUCAUCCACAAGCUGAAACACCUGCCCGAGAAGUACAUGAUGAACAGUGUCCUGGAGAACUUCACCAUCCUGCAGGUGGUCACAAGCCGGGAUUCCCAGGAGACAUUGCUUGUCAUUGCUUUUGUCUUCGAAGUCUCCACCAGCGAGCACGGAGCCCAGCACCACGUCUACAAGCUCGUCAAAGACUAGGGUGCCUCUGACCCCCCAAAAGGAUGCAGGACAAGCAUCUCCUCCGCAUACCUGCCUGGCACCCACAGGGGACCAGGACUGAGGACUCAUCCACCUGCCAGGCCUCAGGCCCAGGACCCAGGAGGCCUCCCCACUACCCCGGCACACACGCUCCCUGCCACUGUUCUGCGCUUUAAUCGUGGGAGAAGAGAGCGAGCUCGGCAGUGGGGCAGCCUGCCCGGGGCACUGACCCACCAUUGCCCAGCUCUGCCCAGCCUCAAGUGACCUCAGAGAGGCAGGGACGGAGGACACCUUCAGGCUCUGGCAUGUGUGGCCACUGACCCCCCCAGGGCAGUGGGAUGGGCAGGUGAGGGUAGAAUGGAGAUGGAGGAGUCGACACGCAGAGGCCCCGGGGAAGGAGUAUCAUGUCAGGGUUAGGCUGAGGAAAGAGAGGGGCCCCCACUUCUUUGCACCUUCUGCGUGCCAGGCCUGGUGCCAAGGCUCCUUGCAUGGCUUGUGCCGUCCUCAGACCCUACAAAGCAGGCGUGGGCCUCCAUGUUUCAGAUGAAGUGCUGAGACUCCAAGAAGUGGAGGCACCCACAAGAGGGUGGGCAGAGCUGGAGUUCUCGUCCAGGGCUGCCUGUCCCCAGAGCCCAGGUUUACACUACCUCCCUGCAGCAGGGGGUGGCCACGGGGUGGGGGAGGGGCUCUGCACUGGGGGUGAGGAGUGGCGCCUCCUUGGGGGCCUGGACACAGGACCUUCUCCGAGUCCCCCAGCGCAGGGAGCACCUGUUUCUGACCAGGCAGAGAGGGAAGUGCAGCAGCUACGAGGCACCUGUUAGCACCCCUGUCAGCCCGCAAGCCAGCCAUUGGCCCCAGGAGCCUCCAGGCACCCCUCCAAGCUGCCCUUGGUAGAUCAGGAGCCCAAGCACCCACCAGAGGCAGGCCCCGGCUGAGAAACGGGACUGAGGGCCAGGGAGAGGAAGAUGCAGUCCCGGCCUCCUGGCAGACCAGACACCAGGGGAGGAGGGCUAGCAGGCGGCUUUGAUAUUUUCUCUUGCCCAAGACUUGGGUGUGACAAACCCUUGGUGGGCACUGCCCCCUUCUGUUCUUUCCCACCUCAGUCCCCCACCCAGCCCCACCCCCACCCUGGAGCAGCCACUCGCAGACCCAGUUCUGGGACCGAAGGUUAACCCUUCCCCUGCGGCCCCUUCUCUGCUCCCAGGCCCCUGGGGGCAGCCAGGCCUGUGCGGCAGCAGCCCUCGGUGUUCAUGAGUUUCAUAUGAAGUACUGUGCCCUUCCCUUCCUCGGCCCUGCCCCUGCCCCUGCCAGAACUUCCUGACGGUCCUCACAGUUUGCAUAUCGCUCAGGCCACCUCCAGACCCCACCUAGGUUUUAUAAUGUAUAUUAUAUAUAUUUUUGUGUAUUUUUUAAAUCCAGCUAUGAUGGGUUAUAUCAUAAAUGUGGCUUGGGGCUGGGGCAGAGGCCCUCAAGGCCCUGCUCCUGCUCAAAAAAAAAAAAAAAUUAAAGUUAUUUGUGGGUCA
Lemur catta (Ring-tailed lemur) is the source of this 3345-nucleotide messenger RNA. It is a transcript of the gene TEAD3, whose product is annotated as TEA domain transcription factor 3. Gene Ontology annotation, biological process: hippo signaling; embryonic organ development; positive regulation of transcription by RNA polymerase II. Gene Ontology annotation, cellular component: transcription regulator complex. Bases 449 to 1822 code for a protein of 457 amino acids. The record is from RefSeq and is a predicted model, not a curated record. Lineage: Eukaryota; Metazoa; Chordata; Mammalia; Primates; Lemuridae. Gene Ontology annotation, molecular function: DNA-binding transcription factor activity, RNA polymerase II-specific; RNA polymerase II cis-regulatory region sequence-specific DNA binding. The transcript is spliced from 13 exons.